This is a messenger RNA of Myripristis murdjan (pinecone soldierfish), 1588 nucleotides long. It is a transcript of the gene pafah1b3, whose product is annotated as platelet-activating factor acetylhydrolase, isoform Ib, gamma subunit. The record is from RefSeq and is a predicted model, not a curated record. The transcript has 6 exons. Gene Ontology annotation, cellular component: cytoplasm. The coding region runs from base 82 to 753 and encodes 223 amino acids. Gene Ontology annotation, molecular function: platelet-activating factor acetyltransferase activity. Lineage: Eukaryota; Metazoa; Chordata; Actinopteri; Holocentriformes; Holocentridae.
GGCCAAUGGUACAUUCAGCUGUAGUGAAAUUUUACUUCCAGGAACUGAAUUAGAAGACCGUAAAACUACGAUAGCGAAGUGAUGAGUGCGGGAGACCCAAACCCAGCCGCCACACCCACUCCUUGUGAAGACACCCAGGGAGAUGGCCGAUGGAUGUCUAUGCACAACCGGUUUGUGUCUGACAGUAAAGACAAAGAACCUGACGUCCUGUUUGUUGGAGACUCCCUUGUUCAGCUGUUGCACCAGUUUGGGGUAUGGCGGGAGCUGUUCUCUCCUCUCCAUGCCCUCAACUUUGGGGUGGGCGGUGAUGCCACGCAACAUGUGCUGUGGAGACUGACCAAUGGGGAGCUGGAUCACAUCAGCCCAAAGGUGGUAGUGCUAUGGGUAGGCACCAACAAUCAUGGUCAGACUGCUGAGCAGAUCUGUGGAGGCAUCAUGGCCAUUGUCCAAGUGAUCAAGAACAAGCUACCCCAAGCUCACACCCUUGUACUCGGGAUCCUGCCCAGGGGUAAACUGCCCAACCGCCUGCGAGAGCGCAAUGGCCAGGUCAACAUGCUGGUCCAGGAGGCAGUGUCCGCUCUCCCCCAUGCCUCUUUUCUUGAUGUGGACCCUGGUUUUGUCCACUCCGAUGGUAGCAUCUCCCACCAGGACAUGUAUGACUACCUCCACCUGACCCCUCACGCCUACCAGGCUGUGUGCCAACCCCUACAUGCCCGUCUCAAGUCCAUGUUAGAGAAGCCUGCUGAGAACUGAGCAACAGCUAACUAUCCACAGACUUACCAGGGCACAGACUAACACUACCGCAGUGGUCCUUGGCCCUGUUUGUGGAGAGCAUCACACUGUGUUAUUAGCUUAUGCACACCUUGAAUGAUGGAUGAAAUCAAAGAUAAAAUGGGCUGCAAGAAUUAUAUGUGCAAGUCCUCUCCAUGGCCAGGGUUUGUGACCACUGUUGCUAUUAAUGGGACCACAAACUAUUUUGUGUUUAUGCUGCAAUCACAAGUUAAAUGUGCUGCACUGUAUGCCAGGAUAUGUCUGGUGAAAGAAAAUAUAUGAGAACAGCCCCCACUGGUAUACUAAAGAAAGCCCCAUAAUCAUCAAUUACUUUUAUUUGGCAUCUGUUUUAUUUGCUCUGAUGUGUACUCAUGUGUUUAUGAGCAUUCCAGUGACCUUUUCUUUCUUUCUUUUUUUUUUUUUUUUUUUUUUUGUCCAAUCAUGGUUAUCAAUUGACCAUUAUCCUCCACUUUUUGUUUAUUAUGCCACCUUAUUUUAUUGCUGUCCUUUCACCUUUGCUUCCUGUUGCAACUGUCACACUUGCUUACAAUCAGAGUAAGGAUUUUGAUUCGAGAAGCUUUGUUUUGCUGCCAAGGUAUAUGUACUUGAGUUGGUUGUUAAGAUGUUGUGUGGGUGUAUCUAUAAUUGCUUGUGCUUGAAGUUGAAUCUCUUCCUGUAGUAGGCAUAAAGCCUGUCAGACUAAAUAGCAUAUGAGUCUCUUGGAAACGGAUUGUGUUACUGAGCUUGAAUUAUGUUUCAGGGAUGGCUGAUUCGGUGAUGUAAGUGAUGUAAGAAUGAAUUAAACAUGAAAUCAACA